AUGAAACGGCUGCCUGGUUGUGUAACAAUCGCUGCAUAUUCGGUAAUUUUAUAUAUACUUGUUGCUGACGUGGGUUUUUAUACGUUGUUCCAGUGGUUAAGCUUUGCCAUGACAGUUGACUUGGUGCUGAUUAUUUAUCUCGUCCUUUUCAUAAUCACUUUACGAUGUUGCGAUUUGGUCAUUGAUGAAGGACCGUUUUUAUUCAAAAGGAAUCGAAAUGGUGGAAAUCAAAUCAAGUCUAGCGCUGAUAAGAGUGAUAUUAACAGUUAUCCCAGGACAUAUCAGGAAGCUGACCAUCUCGAUGGCAAACUGUUGUAA
Molecule: messenger RNA, 318 nt
Organism: Gongylonema pulchrum
Lineage: Eukaryota; Metazoa; Nematoda; Chromadorea; Rhabditida; Gongylonematidae
Source: the annotation of a GenBank genome assembly